Messenger RNA from Hyaloscypha bicolor E, 1641 nucleotides. Its product is annotated as MFS allantoate transporter-like protein. Gene Ontology annotation, cellular component: membrane. Gene Ontology annotation, molecular function: transmembrane transporter activity. The record is from RefSeq and is a predicted model, not a curated record. NCBI's taxonomy places the organism in Eukaryota, Fungi, Ascomycota, Leotiomycetes, Helotiales, Hyaloscyphaceae. Gene Ontology annotation, biological process: transmembrane transport. The coding region runs from base 43 to 1641 and encodes 532 amino acids. The transcript has 5 exons.
CUCUGAGAAACAAAUCGCGAAAACUCCUCUCACGUCUUCACCAUGGCGACAGAAAUCACCAGCUCACCGGAGGUCUACUAUAAGGACGGAAAGAACUCAUCUGACAAGGCAGCGGAUACCGAGAAAAUUCAGCUCGAGCGGAUGGAGACCGGUGGAUAUGCUGGCAAAAACCACACUGACUUCUCUCAAGUCGAUGGAGAGGUUGCCAAAUAUACUAGCGAAGUCAGGACUGUUAUUGACCAGGCCACCAAUAAGCGGCUCAGGAAGUUGAUCGAUCGCCGUGUGCUGGCUAUCAUGAUCUUUACUUACUUCCUUCAAGCAUUGGACAAAGGUACCUUGUCUUUUGCAUCCAUCAUGGGGAUUCAGAAGUAUACCAACUUGGUUGGCCAGGAGUAUUCGUGGCUGACGACGUGUAUCUACAUUGCUAUCCUGAUUGUCGAAUUCCCCACAAACUGGAUUAUUCAGAGAGUCCCUAUCGCAAAAUACCUCUCAAUCAACAUUAUGCUCUGGGGUGCGACAUUGAUGUGCCAUGCCGCUGUCAAGAACUUUACUCAUCUUGUGGUUGUCCGAACUCUUCUUGGUAUCUUCGAAGCAUGUUGUCAACCCUCGUUUGUGGUUCUAUCCAGCAUGUGGUAUCUCAGAAGCGAACAGGCUGCCACUGUCUCGUACUGGUACAUGAUGAACGGAGCUCAGCAAAUCGUAGGAGGUCUCCUCGCUUACUGCUUCACACUUCUUCAGCAUGGACCCCUUAAGAACUGGCAAGCUCUCUUUAUCACCUACGGCGGAAUUGCAAUCCUCUGGGGCGCCUUCGUCAUGUUCUGGAUGCCCGACUCCCCCAUGCGAGCCAAAUGCUUCACCGAAGAAGACAAGCACCUCAUGGUCGAACGAGUUCGCUCCAACCAAACUGGUAUGCAGAACAAGCAAUUCAAGAGAGAGCAAAUGAUUGAAGCAUUCAUGGACCUCCAGACUUGGUGCUACUGUGGCAUUGCAGUCUUUACCACACUGCCAACAAGUGGCUUGGGCGCAUUUGCAAAUAUUAUUAUCACCAGCUUCCACUUCUCGGUGCUUCAGACUCAACUGCUUGCCAUGGUACUUGGUGCAUAUAUCAUUAUCGUGUUGCUUAGUUCUGUAUGGCUUGUCAAGAAGACAGGUCAAAACUUGCUUGUUAUGUUGGCCUUCGUCAUCCCUUCAUUUAUCGGCACCAUUGUUCUCAUGACAGUACAGAGCACCGACAUGUCAAGGAAAAUCGGUUUGCUGAUCAGCUACUACAUCACGCUGUCGUUCUGGUCUGCUCAAACAUUGUCGCUCUCAAUGAUAUCCCGCAACAUCGCGGGACAAACCAAGAAAUCAACAGUUGUUGCUACUAACUUUGUUGCAUGGGCAGUAGGUAACGCAAUUGGUCCUCAAGUCUUCUUGAAGUGGAACGCACCUCGUUAUCUCAUCGCUUUCACGGUUCACCUUGUCUGCUAUGGUCUUCUUGUGCUUGUUAUUCUUUUCCUCCGCUGGCAUUUACUUCGCCAGAACCGGAAGAAGGACGAGUUGGCGCAGGCCGGUAUUCAGGAGGCAAUGGACGAUAAUUAUACUCAUGCUUUUGAGGAUUUGACGGACAGAGAGAACCCUAAUUUCCGCUAUGUCUUCUAG